CCUACACUCUACAUUUUGCAUUUUUUGCAUCUGCCAUCCCAUUGCUGUCCGCCGGCUACGGCGAAUGACGUCCAGCUCUUAGGUGUCGCCCGAACCCGGUACUUGACUUGGGCACCGAGCGAUGCCUAAAAACCCAUGUACCUCCCGAGCAUCUCAUCCCGGGUCUGAACUCUGCCGGGUGCUGCCGAACAAAGGGCCAAGGCAUUGCCCUGGCAUGUUUCAACCUUUCAACCCCAAUCCGCACCCAGCCUGUUCCUAUUCUUGUACUUGACCUCCCCUGCUCCGGUCUUUUCCUUUUUCCAGUUACAGUCCCUCCCCGGGCAGGUCUCGCGAUCAUCAAUUCCCACUCUCCAGAUUGUGGCUGUACCUAGCUACCAACAAUCCCAACUAAUGUCCCGAUAUGCUUCAUUGCAUGAACGAUAGUCUGGGGAACCGCGUCUAGCACUCGGCAAGCACACACUAUUCGGAACUAAUUCCGGGUACCAUUCGAGAUGGAGAUAACACCUUGACCGCAUCCCAUCUAAGACGGCUUGAGUCCAUUGCGGAGGUAGUCCGCGACGACGUCAUUCGCCGACACCGGGUCGUUAUGUAAUCAUCAUCUACAACCGUUCAGCCAAUCAGAUACGACCCCUAUUGUGCCUCGGAUGCUGCUCGGGACAGCUCCUGGCGGGGAAGACGCCCCGUGCCCGGGCUUCAAGGCCAUGUUCCCGCCAUGAUGGCGGUACGAUUUCUCCCCAACCCACCGUGAGGAAGAGUCAAUUGAUCAGUAGUAGCCAUGAUGUAUCGCAACGCCUUGAGAACAUGCGCGACGCGAUGCGCCGCAAAGCGCACCUUGCCCGCCGCGAGAACCUUCGCUUCCGCCUCUGAUGGCCCGGUCUUCAACUGGGAGGAUCCCUUGAACGCAAAGAACCUCCUGACUGAGGAGGAGGUCGCCAUUUCUGAGACAGCUGAGCGGUACUGCCAGGAGCGCAUGCUGCCGCGUGUCCUUCAGGCCUACCGCGACGAGCAAUAUGACCAAAAGAUCCUCGAGGAGAUGGGCGAACUGGGGCUCCUCGGAGCAACAAUUGAGGGCUAUGGAUGCGCCGGUGUCUCUACCGUUGCCGGAGGACUCAUCACAAAGGCCGUCGAGAGAGUCGACAGUGGCUACCGUUCUGGCAUGUCCGUCCAGUCGUCGCUGGUCAUGGGUGGCAUCGCGGAGUUCGGUACCGAGGAGCAAAAGGAGAGAUUCCUGCCAAAGAUGGCCACAGGAAAGAUGCUCGGCGCGUUUGGUUUGACAGAACCCAACCACGGCAGCGACCCCGGCUCCAUGGAGACGACGGCCAAGCCUCACCCGACCAAGGAGGGCUACUACUCUCUUUCUGGUGCCAAGACGUGGAUCACAAACUCGCCCAUUGCCGAUGUGUUGAUGGUCUGGGCGAAGCUGCAAGAAACGGGCAAGAUCAGAGGGUUCCUGGUUGAACGGUCUCAGUGCCCGCCCGGCACUCUCGAGACGCCAGCCAUCAAGAACAAGAACGGCCUGCGAGCCUCCAUCACAGGCAUGAUUCAGCUCGACGACGUCCCCGUCCCCAAGGAAAAUAUGUUCCCCUCCGUCGAGGGACUGCGAGGCCCCUUCUCGUGCCUCAACAGCGCGAGAUACGGUAUCUCCCUAGGUGUCAUCGGUGCCCUUGAGGACUGCAUUGCCCGCGCUAGGACAUACUCACUCGAGCGAAAGCAGUUCAAGGGUAACCCCAUCGCCAAGUACCAGCUCGUACAGAAGAAGCUCGCCGACGCUGCCACCGACGCGGCCUACGGUACCGUUGCCGCGAUCCAGGUUGGCAGACUCAAGGACGAGGGCAAGGCGACGCCUGAGAUGAUCAGCAUGGUCAAGCGUCAGAAUUGCGAUCGGGCGCUGCAGAAUGCCCGCGUGUUGCAAGAGAUCUUUGGUGGUAACGCUGUCAGUGACGAGUAUGGUAUCGGGCGCCACGUUGCCAACCUUUUCGUAACGCAGACGUACGAAGGACAGAGUGACAUUCACAGUCUCAUCUUGGGUCGUGCCAUCACUGGUAUCCAAGCCUUCGUGUAAUAAUGUGAGAUGGGAAAAUGUGGUCUUGUAUAUUACCUUGACGCCGGGGAACGGGUACGGUGGAUCAAAACAUACAAACCUUGAAUGAGAAACUUGCGAAAGCUAUGCCCAC
Molecule: messenger RNA, 2174 nt
Organism: Colletotrichum scovillei
Lineage: Eukaryota; Fungi; Ascomycota; Sordariomycetes; Glomerellales; Glomerellaceae
Product: acyl-CoA dehydrogenase domain-containing protein
Exons: 3
Coding region: 776-2062 (428 amino acids)
Biological process (GO): fatty-acyl-CoA biosynthetic process; fatty acid beta-oxidation using acyl-CoA dehydrogenase
Cellular component (GO): mitochondrial inner membrane
Molecular function (GO): flavin adenine dinucleotide binding; fatty-acyl-CoA binding; glutaryl-CoA dehydrogenase activity
Source: RefSeq, a predicted model, not a curated record